This is a messenger RNA of Cyprinodon tularosa, 2757 nucleotides long. Its product is annotated as homer protein homolog 3-like. The transcript is spliced from 11 exons. The record is from RefSeq and is a predicted model, not a curated record. Gene Ontology annotation, cellular component: postsynaptic density; plasma membrane; dendrite. Gene Ontology annotation, molecular function: G protein-coupled glutamate receptor binding. Gene Ontology annotation, biological process: regulation of store-operated calcium entry; G protein-coupled glutamate receptor signaling pathway. Bases 457 to 1548 code for a protein of 363 amino acids. Lineage: Eukaryota; Metazoa; Chordata; Actinopteri; Cyprinodontiformes; Cyprinodontidae.
CGCACCGGGGGCGCGCUGCGCCCGGCUGCAGGCAGGCAGGGUGACACACUUUCGUGCUUCACCUCACCGCCUGCCACAUGCAGCUGGAUCGGCUCUCUGCUCGCUGACGGCCGCAUGCUGCUCCACCGCCGGGCUGAGAGAAGCGCUGGGAAACUGCAGGAACCCUGAGAGCUCCAGCUUCCAGCGAGGAAUCAGAAAAAAGAGGGAAAAACAGGAGCGGAUGCGUGUUGUUUGACCUGACGGCUGAUCCGGUCCUGGUUCGUCACUGAGGUCAGCUGCUGCCUCCUGAGAGGCGGACUGGGAGCAGCGCCGAGAAUAAAGCGGGAUUAAAGUUAUCUGCUGGUUUGGAGGGAAAAACGGAGACCUACCGAGACAGCGGCCGGCUUUAGUUAUUUAAUAACAUUCAACAAGGUUUACCAAAGGAAAUGGGCAAAGGAGUUCCGGUCACCUUCUAAGAUGUUUCCUCACCACAGAGAAAGGGAGCAGCCGAUAUUCAGCACUCGCGCCCAUGUUUUCCAGAUCGAUCCCACCACCAAGAGGAACUGGAUACCUGCGAGCAAGCACGCCGUCACCGUGUCCUUCUUCUAUGAUGCCAACCGCAAUGUCUACCGUAUCAUUAGUGUGGGUGGAACCAAAGCAAUUAUCAACUGCACCGUUACACCAAGCAUGACAUUCACUAAGACAUCUCAGAAGUUUGGUCAGUGGGCUGACAGCAGAGCAAACACUGUCUAUGGACUGGGUUUUGCUACUGAACAGCAGCUGCAUCAGUUUUCAGAGAAGUUCAAAGAGGUUAAAGAUGCUGCUCGUCUGGCUCGGGAGAAAUCUCAGGACAAAGAACUAGCCAACACUGCACUAACAAUCGCUGCUCCUCAGUUCUCGCAGGACCUCUCGGAUGAACUCCAGUCUCCGCCAGUGAUGUGCGUGAAUGGACCAGAGGACAAGCUGUUCCGCAGCCAGAGUGCAGAUAUCACACUGGCCUCUGAGAAGGAGAGGAUUAAGAAGAUGCUUUCAGAAGGAUCUAUUUGUGAGCUCAAUCUGGAAGCUGAGCUUUUCACUCUACAGGACAGCAACUCCAAGUUGGUGGCAGCUUUGCAUGAGGCUAAUGCUAAUGUGGAGCAAUGGAAGAAACAGCUGGCGGCGUAUCAAGCGGAGACUGAAAGGCUUAGAGAACAGGUGGCAGAAUUGGAAAUCCAUGGAAGCCAAGGACCCAGUGACCUUCUGAAGGAUGAGCUUACCCAGUCCCUGGAGGAGCUGGAAGCCUUACUGAAGGCCAAAGAUGAGGAGAUUCACAUCUUACAGAGCAAGAAGGCUGAGUACCAUGCGAUGGAACAUGAGCGGGAUCAAGCCAUUCUCAGACUAAGGGAAAUGGAGAUGAGGAGCUCAGAGUUGGAGCGUCGAAUCCAAAAUGCAGAGCAGAACCUCAAUAACUCCCUGGAGGAUCGGGAUCGUAUCGAUACUGAGAUCCAGAGGGCUAUAGAAAUUCUUGACAUUAAGAUCUUUGACCUUAAUGACCUUCGACAGAGUCUUGUUAAACUUCUUGACAAAUGAGCAGGACAGUUCAUGUCACAGAACUGGUCGAGAGAGAAGGAACACUUUUUCCAUGGUCAGAGCUACAAGCAAUCUUAAAAAGGAUGAAAUAGAUUUCUGUGCACAUGGAUCGUUGUGCAGGAAAGCGGGUCGCUCCAUAUUUAACCGGUAGCUGUCUUCUAUUACUCUACAUCAUUUACAGAAGAUACAGAUCUAAGAAACAACAUAGUUUCCAUAAUAAAUCACUUCAAACAUAAUUAACUGCAAUAAUCCAACUUUAAAUAAGUACUUUGCCAUCGUAGACUUUUGAAAUGGUGCUUUUCUUUUCUUUAUGACUUUUACCAGAAUGAAUAAUAUGCAUUGUUGCUCAUCUUAACAAUUUGAGACUAAAGAAAAAGGAGGAGGAAAAAAAAUGCUGAGUAUAAACUUUAUAAGAUUUCUUAAAUAACACACACUAAAUAUUCUUGCAGUUUGUUGAAUAUAUCCAUGAUAUGAUGUAUGAUACUGGCAACACAACUGCACUGUAGUUAAAGUUGCCAAAAUAAAUGAUAAACUGUUUUAAACACUAAAGAAAAAAAGAGACUAGAAUAAUUUGAUAGAACGGAAAAUGAAAGAUCUGAAUUUUGACGCCAAAGAUCACAUGUUGAGUGCAGAAUAAGUUAAGACAUUUUAAUAGUUUAUUUAUAAUAGCAUCUUUGCUUAGAUUAUGAUUCUUUAAGCCAGGGUUACUCAAACGAAUAUAUUGAUAUACAGCUUAAGCAAAUAAAUUUAAGAUAAAUAUUUCCAAAAUAAUUUAGUUUAAAUCUCUGAACAUAAAGAUGAUAUUGAUAUUGUUUGACAUAAUCUGCUGUGCUUUAUCUUGCAACAAUCUAUUCUAACCUUUAGGCUAAGGCUUAACAUUUUAAUGAGCAUAUCACAUUUAAGAGAGUUGGUCUUUUUUGCCUUCAGUGUUUCAUUAAAUGUUUUUAAUCUCUGUUUUUUUUCACUUUGAUUUUUGUGCAGUGAUCCAACAGCUUUGGUGCACUGUAUGAGUUUCUCUGAUGUUCUAUAUUACUUGCAGAAACUUUAACUCAUGUUGUAUUAUUUGAAAUAAUCUUGUUUGCAUGAUUUUUUUCUUCUUCAAGCCUUAAUAACAACCUUUAAGAAUGCUAGUAAGGAGAUUUGACAGCUUUGUCUUAAACUCUGACUUAUCAGGGUGGAAAUAAAGGCUAAGCUAUAUUUUUUUUAGUU